CGCGGCGGGAGCCUGCGAGUUGAGCCGCGCCGUUCGAGAUCAGCAGAGCGGAUCUACAUCUUCUCCUUGAUGUCGCCUCAACGCCUGUGUAGGGCUGCACAUGGUUUCACCUAAAACCUCCUCAGCGACUCUGCUGCAUACUGCCACAGAAAGGAUGAUAAUGAGGGAAAUGAAAGGAGGUCACGGCUGGAGGUGCAGCCCUCGCUAGAAGAACGCAUUCUCCCCUUUUCCCCCUCCAACAUCACCCACUGCUGCUGUCCACCCUCCACCUCUGAGCGCCAUGGCCAACCACCUGGAGCUCAUCCAAGAGCUGCAGCAGCUGGACAAGGUGCCCAGUCUGGAGAGGCUUCGGGCGGCACAGAAGCGCCGCGCCCAGCAGUUGAAACGAUGGGCCGUGUACGAGAAGGAAAUGCAGAACAAGAAACGAAAGGCUGACAAGAAGACUCGCAAUGCCUACAAUCUCGGUCAGUCAGAGCCCAAGAGACACGUGUCAUUUGCUGCCAGUGUUGCUCUUCUGGAAGCAUCGGCGAGAAACGAUCCAGAUGAAGUUCGCUACCUGCUGAGGAACAACGUGAGUCCAGACCUCUGCAAUGAAGACGGCCUCACCGCACUGCAUCAGUGUUGUAUUGACAACUACGAGGACAUGGUGAAGAUCCUGCUGGACCGAGGAGCCAGUGUCAAUGCUCAGGACAACGAACUGUGGACUCCUCUGCACGCUGCUGCUACUUGUGGCCAUACUGGACUUGUCAAGAUACUGAUUGUACAUGGUGCAGAUCUGCUGGCUGUCAACUCGGAUGGAAACAUGCCCUAUGAUCUGUGUGAAGACGACCCAACACUGGACAUCAUUGAGACAGCCAUGGCCAACAGAGGCAUCACCCAGGAGAUGAUCAAUGAGACACGAGCUGCAACGGAGAGGAGGAUGCUGGGGGACAUCCAGGAGCUGCUCAGGCAGGGAGAGGAAGUCAACAAGCAGGAUGCUCAGGGGGCCACACUGCUGCACAUCGCAGCGGCGAAUGGCUACGUGCAGGCUGCAGAGCUGCUGCUGGAGGGGGGGGCUCGCGUGGACCUGAGAGACUCAGAUGGAUGGCAGCCUCUUCAUGCUGCAGCAUGCUGGGGUCAGAUGCACGUGGCAGAGCUGCUGGUGUCGCAUGGAGCCAGUCUCAACGCCAAGACCUUCUUAGACGAGACUCCCAUCGAUCUGUGUGAGGAUGAGGAGUUCAGGGCCAUCCUUUUGGACCUGAAACACAAACAUGACACGAUCAUGAAGUCUCAGCUCAAGCAUAAGACCUCGCUGUGCAGGCGCACCUCCAGCGCAGGCAGCCGUGGCAAAGUGGUGCGGCGAGCCAGUCUGUCAGACAGACACAACUUAUGUCGCAAAGAGUAUGAGACUGAGGCCAUUGUGUGGAGGGGAGGAAGGGAGGAGGAAGAGAAAGAGAAGGAGUCGGAUCAGGAAAACAAUCAGGUCAAGUCGGUCGUCGCUGUGGAGCUGCCCGACAAACCCAAGCUGCCCACCAUCCUUAAAGAUGGCAGCAACAAACAGAACGGCCUCAUCUGCACGACGGCGUCCACGCCGGCUCAGCCGCCUGUCAACGGCGGCACGCCGUUACCUGCGAAGGGCGGGGUCGUCACCGUCCAGCCGUCCCAGGAGGAGGGGAGAGAGCGCGGUCAGACUUUGUCGGAGUUAAAGAAACAGAGGGCCGCUGCUAAAAUGCUGAAUCACCCUUUGUUGAAUGGUCACCUUGGCAACGGCUCCACAGAGUCCUUCUUUGACGCCAAAAGCAGUUCCGAGGACCCCCGCAUGCCACUGGUUUCCUCCAACGGCAACGCGGUUUACUACACGCCGACCAGCGGCGACCCGCCCCUUCUCAAGCUGAAACAGCCGAUGGAGGAGGAGCUGCCUAAGGCGAGGACCUGCUGCUGCGUGUGCUAGCACGGCGGUCAUGUGACCGCUGACGUCAGCGGAAGCCCUUUCAUCCACGUGCUUUAGAGGGAGAGCAGGAAGGACGUUUAACAUCCCGUUCCUCCUUACAUCUCAGUUUUGUUCAGAGGGUGGUCAGAAAACUUCUCCCUCCUGCCAAGGCGUAUUUGAAACGUAGCAAAGUUGGGGAAAAAUAUGCAGUGCCACAAUAUCUGCAGGAUGUCCGUAAAUCAAACCUUUUCACUAAAAAAUGUGAAAAAAUCUGAACCAGGAAACAAGAAAAGUCACAAAGUAGAGAAUGUUCAGCUCUCCGUCCUUUCAUUUGUCUAUCAAACAUUUCCUCCAGGACAAACACAGUGUCUGACUGCAACUUUCUGCUCUUUCAACUGUUUCCUCUCAUCUGCAGAUUCACAGAGAGGCUCAUUACAGGUGCCUCAUGUUGGUCUACUGAGCCCCACAGCACCAAAAGACCUUGCACAUCCAUUCUGAAUUCUGCAUUUUGCCUAAAUACUUCCAGGAAAGUGAAAAGCGCCAUCUGAAACUCACUCUUUCACCUUUUCCUCCAGAAGCCUCAACUGACAGCUCAUCCUUUGUGUUUCGUGUGACCCACUUUGUGCUCACUCACAUAAUUUAAGCCCACGUGGUUGAAAAUGACUGUACAUUUAUUUAUAAAACUAAUGUGUAAAAAGAAAAAAACAAGAGAUGAUGGAUCCUAAUUGAGUGUAUUUAUUACUUGGAUGCUGUGUGGAGAGUGAAUGCAGUACGAGAUGAGCUGGAGGUGGAGCAACGCACCUUCUGAUAUGAACAAAGUGGGCAAGAUUAUGAAGUGAAAUCCAGGUUUUUGUUUUCUUUUUUUGUACAUGUUGUGAAAUACGAGCCAUCCUGUCGGGGUGGGUUCAUGCUUGUGUCACUACAAAUAACAGUGUUAUUUGUUUUUGUUUUUCCUGGUGGCCAUUGUGUGGCUUAAGAUUUUUCCCAAUCACUGUAUUUGUCUUUCUAACAGAAAAUGUUAAUGCUAUGGAAUGAAUUGCUGAAAACUGGGUAAGAAUUUUUGGAAAUAUGUAAAAAAAAAAUUAAAAAAUCUAUUUUGAAAGCAUGCAUGAGCACCAAAAUACAGAUAAGGAUUUGUCAUUUUUGGAAACUUUUGCUGAGAGUUACAUGAGAAAAGCAGUGUGCUAAGAGUUAAAUUAGCACAGCUAAAAGGCUAAUAGAGAAGAAUUUACCCCCAUUCAGGUUCUAUAUUUCUGCAGCUAUCUACAAAUCUGUUUCAGCAGAAAGACGAUUAAAUUCUGUUUCCCUUCAUGAGCCGCUGCACUGCAUCAACCCUGUUGUAGCUGCUGAAUAUUCUUCCUGCAUGACUGCUCCUUUGCUGUCAGAUAACUGAAUAGUGUCAUCCAUACACAAAUGAGUUGGUUACUUUAUUAUAUUUCCUCAUUGAAUUACUGCUGAAUGUCUUCUUCCAUUAAGGUCUGGGUCAUUUGGUGUUUUAUCAUUAGAGUGAAAAUGAAUGAGGCUUUUUUUUUUUAUUUGGUCUUAAAUUGGCUCAUUAAUAAAUAUGCAACCUGUUUUUCAUUGUUUAUUUACAGUUUUAUUGAUCAUCCUGAAGGUUUUGUUUGAUCUCUGUAAACCAAAAUCUGAACAUUUUUAUUAAUAAUUCAAAUUAAAAAGGCAACUUUACAGUGAUUUACUGUUCCACUUUAGUAUAAGUGAGAUAUUGUUGAUUUUUCAGACAUGGCUGCCUUGUUUUUUUUAGUUUUUUUACUGAUAUGAACUUUCUCAUGUAACGCUCAAAGCGGAGUUUCAUUCCCCUGAUCUUCUCAUUUUUUAAGUGCCAAAAAACAUCUCCUGUGAGUUAAAAUUUAUAAAAGUUAACUAAAAAGCUGUCAAGAUGUUUUAAAAAAAAAAGUAAAUUACCCAUAAUGCCAUUUUUUUGCCCCAUAGCAUCAUCUGUUCACUGUCAAAUAUUUGUACAGAUGAGUUUGUAAAUACAUUCCUCUCCUUGUAUCUUCUACCUUUAAUUUUUGUUGCUUUUGAAGAACAAAUUGGGGGGGAAAGUAUUUGUACUGGUGAGCAGUAUUGUGUGUGGGGGGACUGUUAGACUGUAGCACCUCUUUUCUAGCCCUAAAGCUCAAACGUGUUCAGAUGUCUUUGCUGGUUUAAGAUCGGUGUUUGUGCAUCUUUCUCAGAGAAUCUCGAAUCUGUUUUGGUGUGUAUGUUUGCUCUAUUGCAAACUACAUUAAAAAAUAUACACAAUUCCAACUGCAGGUCCGUGAAAUUCAGCCAUGUGUGACUUUGAACUGUUCGUCAGAAAAGCGAGUGUUAAAAAUUAACCUACCCUCCAGUAAUCUACUCAGAUCGAUGCUCGUGUUGAACUGCAGACUUCAUCGUCCCUAAAGAUUUCAAGAAAGGAGUUAAACUACUGAUUUUGUAAUUACUGGAAUAAACAUCAGUGGUUGCAUUAACAUUUUGAAUAAAUUGUAUAUUUUGAAAAUUGUA
Oryzias melastigma (Indian medaka) is the source of this 4414-nucleotide messenger RNA. RefSeq names its product protein phosphatase 1, regulatory subunit 16B (gene ppp1r16b). The record is from RefSeq and is a predicted model, not a curated record. Gene Ontology annotation, biological process: regulation of sprouting angiogenesis; establishment of endothelial barrier. Gene Ontology annotation, cellular component: cytoplasm. NCBI's taxonomy places the organism in Eukaryota, Metazoa, Chordata, Actinopteri, Beloniformes, Adrianichthyidae. The transcript is spliced from 11 exons. The coding region runs from base 281 to 1930 and encodes 549 amino acids. Gene Ontology annotation, molecular function: protein binding; enzyme inhibitor activity; protein phosphatase regulator activity.